Messenger RNA from Daldinia decipiens, 2862 nucleotides. Its product is annotated as RhoGAP-domain-containing protein. Lineage: Eukaryota; Fungi; Ascomycota; Sordariomycetes; Xylariales; Hypoxylaceae. Gene Ontology annotation, molecular function: GTPase activator activity. Gene Ontology annotation, biological process: activation of GTPase activity; signal transduction; regulation of fungal-type cell wall organization. The transcript has 4 exons. The coding region runs from base 244 to 2688 and encodes 814 amino acids. Gene Ontology annotation, cellular component: cell cortex. The record is from RefSeq and is a predicted model, not a curated record.
CCACCUACAACCUACCCACCAAACCCACGUCUACGCAUGCACACACGCACACGCCUGUAUUUGAUCUUGUCUUUUAACACCUCUUAACACGGCAAACCUCGAAGCUUCCUCCAUUAUUACUUAUCCUCUCUACACAAAGGUCGUUGUUACCAAAGGCGUACGAGAUCACGCGCAUCCAUCGUCACAACGUAUCGUUUAACCCUGCUGACGGUCGCGGUCACCGUCGCCCGCGCGUCAUAGACCAUGGCUUCUGCCGGCACUACGUCGCCGUCAAAACCACAACAGCAUCAAAACCAGCAGCAAAUGAGUCCGCCGCAGCAGCAUCCGUCUCCUGCUGCUAAUCCUGCAUCCCCGCCUAGCAGGCGAGAUCUGAAAUCGUGGUGGAAGGCUUUCCAAACUCGGUCAAGGCACCAAGAAUCCCAAGCUACCAGUCUUCCAUCCCAACCCCCUAACUGUCGGUAUUGGUAUAAUAUAUGCUAUAUGGCCCUACGCAUAUGUCGAGGAAGUCGGAAUGAGUCCCAACCCAAGGGUAUAUUUGGUGUUCCUCUACGACAAAGCAUCACAUACGCGAACGUCGCCAUUUCACUUGUCGAUGAAGACGGUCAAAGCUACAUAUAUGGAUAUGUACCAAUUGUAGUGGCUAAAUGUGGUGUUUUUCUGAAAGAGAAAGCUACGAGCGUCGAGGGAAUUUUCCGCCUCAGCGGCUCUGAGAAGCGCAUUAAGGAGCUAAAGAUACAGUUCGACUCACCCGAUCGAUACGGCAAAGGUCUCGUGUGGGAUGGGUAUACGGUUCACGAUGCUGCUAACGUCCUUCGACGGUAUUUGAAUGACCUACCUGAACCUGUAGUUCCGCUAGAUCUAUACGAACUAUUUCGAGAUCCCUUGCGCGGACACACAAAGCAAGCUGUCGGUGACACCGAGGGCACCCAACUUGUCGAGGAUUUCGACGAAGCUGAAGCUAUAGAAAAGUACCAACAGCUUAUUAAGGAACUACCCCCUCUUAACCGACAGCUGCUCUUGUAUAUUCUGGAUCUGCUCGCGGUAUUUGCCGCCAAGGCCGAUGAGAAUCGGAUGACAGCUCAAAAUCUAGCUGCCAUCUUUCAACCUGGAAUGCUUUCGCAUCCGCAACAUGCCAUGGCGCCAGAGGAGUACCGACUUAACCAAUGUGUUAUUAUAUUCUUAAUUGAAAAUCAGGAUCACUUCUUAAUCGGUAUGCAAGGCACCGGUACGGAUGAGAGGACUAAACGAGAAAUUGAAAAAGGCCCACCGACGGUUGUAACACCCGCAACGCCAAACCGCAAUACUGGCGUUGUAAGAUCUGCUUCCAAUGCUAGCGCUGGCGCUGAGAGCGUUAGUAGGGAUGGUAAGAUUAGGCGGAAUCGUUCUACAUCGUCGCGGCACUCGAUUCACUCCAACGGUGCUUCUACGCCCGGUAGCCCUGCUCUGACGCCGAAUGGUGGGCUCGGAAGAAGUAAUACAGUUCCGUCUAAGAAGUCGCCUCAUAUUCCUUCCGGAAAAUUCCAGCCUCGGCAGAGCUCACCUAGCGUCUCGGUAGCUCCAGCUUCGCCCUCGCCCGCAGAUUCUAACAUAGGCGCUCCGCCGACUGUAGCUGAAGAAGCGUCAACCGUAGCCGAACAGUCUCCUACGACAUCGCAGCACCUAACUCCGAUGGCGGCAGAGUCGCAUUCCGCUGCAAGAAGCCAAGAAAGAUUAUUAGGUCCUCCUGCCGAUAUUAUAACUCCUUUAAGGGAGAGGAACCUCCAGGGUCUUUUCCAACGAUCCCAGGCCGCGGAAGGUGAAAAGCGCCAGCCCAAUAAGCUGCGCAAAAAGCGAUUACCUAGUAGUACCAACCCCAGUGCCCAGAGUUCGACCGCCUCACUUCCUCAUUCGGAGGCAGUUUCUCCGAUUCAUGAAUCUUCGAACCCGAUAGAACAGAAAGUUCCCCAUCCAGGUCCUACUAACACAGAGAAUAGUACCUCUAUAGAGACGCCAUCGGAGCCUACGCCGCGAGCGUCUCAGGUGCCAUCUGCGAGCACCGUACAUGGCGAUUCAGAGAAUGGUAAUACGCUCAAGGCAAAGACCUCACCGUCAACAUCCCUACAUUCGUCAUUCAACGACGGGUCUGAUGUAGACCAGGCAGAGGGUUGUGCGCCUGUCUCUUCGCCGGAUGCAGCCGAAAAAGAAAAGAAACAUCGAUGGCGUAUAUCUCGACGAAAGGAGGACUUCUCUAGCGAACAUGGUCAUAACCUGGGUUACAAUUCCCAUGCCGAGUUGAGCACCUCUUCUAUUGGGAGUGGGCAAAGGCCACGGAAGAGUUGGACGGGCGAAUCCUCAGAUGUGGCGGCAACACUAGCGGAAAGUGAAGCCGGAAGUAGAGAGAAAGAAGACUCGAAGGGUCCCAUCGGAUGGAUUAAGAACAAGUAUCGGGAAGCGAAAGAAAACGUGGAGGUUAAGCGCACGAAGUCCCCUCCGAGAGAUCAGGUACAGGCCUUUUUAGCCUCGGGAAGGAGUGCAGAAACUAUGGGAAGUAUAGACGAAAAAGGGGCGCCCACAGGUCCGGGUCCGGUUCGUGUUGCAACACCUGAGAUGAACUCGGUACGCGAGCCACGUGAACCACACGAAAUCCCGUUGCCGAAUUCUCCGCCGCCUACUCGGACGACGCACGACGAGAAGCCUUCGCACCCCUAGGAGGAAGAGACUUCGGACCAAGAUAGCGGUUUGUUCUGCUGGGGCAUGACGAUCAGGCUGGUAAACCAGACAAGACCAGCCCUUCGUACCGCUCGAACAAGGGGAUCUGGAUUCGAAUAACUAGAAUAACGGUUCUUUUUUUUCUUCGUCUUCAAACUUUUGGUUGCCGGUGGU